GGACACCUGGGGACACCUGGGGCAGCCCCUUGUCCCCUGCUCUAUUCCCUCUUGGGGACACCUGGAAUGUCCCUGUGCCCCCUCGGGUGGUUCAGGUGCCCUCAGGUGAGUCCCCAGGUGACAGUGCCACCCGCCCAGGUGACACAGGUGACCCCCAGGUGUCACUGUACUGCCCCAGGGGACACAGGAGUGUGCAGCUGUGACACAGGUGACAUCCCCAAGGUGUCACUGUCCCCUUGCAGGUGGCCCAGGAGCAGCUGAGGCUGCACUUGGGGGCCUGGGGGUGACAGAGGUGUCCCUCAGGUGGCACAGGUGUCAUUGUCACCCCCAGAUGAUGCAGGAGCAGCUGAGGUUGUGCUGGGGGUGCAGUGGGGGGGGACUGGAGGUGACAGAGGUGACAUAGGUGGAUGCCUCAGGUGGUGGCACAGGUGAUGUCACAGGUGAUGUCCCAGGUGAUGUCACAGGUGUCACAGGUGUCCCUGUCCCCUGUCCAGGUGACACAGGAGCAGCUCCGCGCGGCCGAGGCGGCGCUGGCCCUCAAGCAGGAGCUCAUCGAUCGCCUCAAGGCCGAGGCCGAGCGCCAGCGGGCGGCCCUGGAGACCAUCCCGGUGCUGCAGGCCCAGGCCGACAUUUACCGGGCGGAUUUCGAGGCGGAGCGCGCGGCGCGGGAGCAGCUGCACGGGCAGCGCGAGGCUCUGCAGGAGGAGCUGAACCAGCUGCGGCUGCGGCUCGGCGGGGACGGCGCCCGGUACGGCACUGGCACCCCAAAAACGGCCCCAAACCACCCCAAACCAGUCCAGACCAGCCCCAAACCAUUCCAAACCAGUCCAAACCAGCCCCAAACCAGUCCAAACCAGCCCAAACCAGUCCAAACCAGCCCCAAACCAUUCCAAACCAGUCCAAACCAGCCCCAAACCAGUCCAAAUCACCCCAAACCAGUCCAAACCAGCCCAAACCAGUCCAAACCAGUCCCAAACCAGCUCCAAACCAGUCCAAAUCACCCCAAACCAGCCCCAAACCACCCCAAACCAGUCCUAACCAGAAAACCAGUCCCAAACCAGCCCAAACCAGUCCAAACCAGCCCCAAACCAGCCCAAACCAGUCCAAACCAGCCCCAAAUCCCCCAAAACCAGCCCAGAAACACCCUGGAGCACCCCAAAAUGCCCCAGAAUACCUCAAAACCACCCUGGAACACCCCAAAACUGCCCCAAAACCACCGCAAACCACCCCAAAAAUUCCCACAACACCUCAAAACCACCCCAAAACCACCCCCAAAUACCCUGAAACACCCCAAAACACCUCCAAACCACCCUGUAACACCCAAAACCACCCCCAAAGAGCCCAAAAGAUCCCAGUUUCCCCCCAGACACGCUGAACUCCUGCAGAACAACCAAAAGCUCUCCCAAAAGGCCCUUGGGGACCACAACAGAAGCCCCCACUCGAAACCAACCCCAAAACACCCACAAGACCCCAAAACCAACCCCAAACACCCUGAGAAUACCCCAAAACCACCCCCAGGCACCCCCAUUGCCCCUCGCCCUCCUCCCUGACAUCCCCCAGACCCCCCCAAAAUCCCUCAACCCCUCCCAAAACCCCCAGGCCCCCCCAAAAAUCUCCCUGAAUCUCCCAAAGGCUCCCAAACAACCCCCGGGAACCCCCAAAUCUCUCCCAGAGCCCCCAAAUCCCCCAAUUCCAAGGACCCCCCCAAAAUCCCUCAACCCCUCCCAAACACCCUCAGGGCCCCCCCAAAAUCUCUCUGAAUCUCCCAAAGGCUCCCAAACAACCCCUGGGACCCCCAGAUCUCUCCCAGACCCCCCAAAUUCCCCCCAAACCCCCCAAUC
Messenger RNA from Serinus canaria (Common canary), 1841 nucleotides. RefSeq lists its product as uncharacterized. Gene Ontology annotation, biological process: positive regulation of canonical NF-kappaB signal transduction. The record is from RefSeq and is a predicted model, not a curated record. NCBI's taxonomy places the organism in Eukaryota, Metazoa, Chordata, Aves, Passeriformes, Fringillidae. Gene Ontology annotation, molecular function: K63-linked polyubiquitin modification-dependent protein binding. Bases 408 to 1550 code for a protein of 380 amino acids. The transcript is spliced from 3 exons. Gene Ontology annotation, cellular component: IkappaB kinase complex; nucleus; cytoplasm.